Messenger RNA from Strongylus vulgaris, 231 nucleotides. The record is from the annotation of a GenBank genome assembly. Lineage: Eukaryota; Metazoa; Nematoda; Chromadorea; Rhabditida; Strongylidae.
AUGCAAUUGCAACUUGGAGCAGAAGUUAACAAAUACGUACUUUAUCAUAGACUUCCUGAUGGGGAGCUAGUACAAACAACCAGCGAGAUCUGUGAUCCAGAAGAGCUUCUCUCAAUCUGCUUAGAAUUUGUUCCAGCUCCAACCAAUGUGAUUAAGAGUGAAGAGGAUGCAACGGCGCGACCAUCUACCUCAGCAUCCACUAGCGAACCUCCAGCUAAAAAGGCGAAGAAG